Lates calcarifer (barramundi perch) is the source of this 3476-nucleotide messenger RNA. RefSeq names its product cilia and flagella associated protein 92 (putative) (gene cfap92). Lineage: Eukaryota; Metazoa; Chordata; Actinopteri; Centropomidae. The transcript has 16 exons. The record is from RefSeq and is a predicted model, not a curated record. Bases 146 to 3466 code for a protein of 1106 amino acids.
UGACAAAAAAGUGCAGAAGUAUGUUUGACUGUUACAUGUAGCCUGCUAUAUUCCUAAAUGAGCUCUUCAAGAAGACUUGAAACGUUGGUGGCGUUAGCUUAAAUCCGGACCCCUCGGGACCAACAGCAUGAACUGAGUAUUUUUCAUGGAAAAUAUUACAAUGGAAUCUGAACCUGUGACCAACAUGUCAGAGACCGAUCUUUGUAAUUCACCACCAGACUGUGAUGAUGGAGAACUUACAGAUAUAGGUCAAGAAGAUAUCCUUUGUCUUGAGACUGAGCAUGGUUUGGAAAACAGGUCGAGUUCAACAGAGAAUAUCACAUCGCAAAUAGAUGACUGCUCCUAUUACAUCUCAUGGAUAGUUUACAUUGCCCUUGCUGUUCCAAGAGGGGAAGAAGUUGAUGUUCCAACAGCUCCGGACAAGGCCAGGAAAACAAACAAAGACUCAGCCACUGUUUUAGUGAAAGCCCAUAAAGCCCAGAGCUGCUAUCAUAUUGAAUACAAGUUGUUGCCAGGUGAUUCAGAGACAAUCAAAGUGGAUCUACUAGUCUUUGGGCCAGUGGCAAAAAUGUACACAGAAGAUGAGUUCAAGAUUCUGAGAACAUGGCAUGAAGGAGAUCAGACAUGGGUUGGUUGGACCCAGAAUUUCAAAGUCAAAGUCAACAGGGACAUGCUGAUCAGUCUACUUCCUCAUAAGAUCAAGCUGAAGAUAUGGAACAGUAAGGACAAAUUGUCAAGUCAGGCCCGCUAUGAGAGACUUAAAGCCUUCAGAUUGCCACAGGAUCAGCCUGAGGAUACAACAGAAAUGUGUGGGGGCAUCAAGACUAUGGUAAACAAACUCAGAGCCUUGUGUGAGAAGAAGUCAAACACAUCUAAAAAACACACAAACAAGAACUUGGCUCCACAAGUGAAAGCAGGUUUUCAAAAACCCACAACUAAUGCUUAUGACCUUGAGGACAUAAAAAAGAAUGGUACUGCAUCAAUUGAAAUCAGUUCCAUUCAUUUGCUAGCAGGUGAGACCACAGUGACUGAAUGCUUCCCAGUCUGUUCGUCUGGUGUAUUUGAGGUCAUGUGCAACAUUUCUCUGGACAAACCUUUAGUAUCUGACCAACUGAAAGCUGAACUCAAUCCAAUGGUCAUCACGAUUUUGUCAGCAAACUCAAUGCCCUCAUCCCCAGUCCCUUUCCAUGUCCUAGAGGAAAAAUGCAUGCCUGUCUAUUGCCAGUACAAGUUCCAUAACCUGAGCAUGCACAGAACAAACUAUCACAAGCAUGGCACCAACAUCUACUUCAGAGAUGUAAAUGUGAUCCUGACUGGCUUGAUGAGUCCUCAAGAGCUCCAAGAGUUCCUCUCCAGUUCGCCUCUGCAGAUAGAGGUUCAUGAUCGUGACAGAAAGUUGGAGGAAACAUCAAAAAUGUCAGAGAUGUUUGGCAUGGUGUCAGAUAAUGACAUGCAUAGCAAUGCCACACCAUCCAAACAUAAAAUUAUGGUUUUCAACUCCUAUGGUAUUGCAAGCUUAAACCUGUCUGAGUUUCUACUUGGGAAGCAAAGUCUAAAGGUCCACUUACCAAUCAAAUGCUGCCCUCCACCUCUGCAGCUGGACAGGGAGAGAAGUAUAUGUAACAGGAAGAAGACAGAUGCAGCUGUUAGCAGAGAUCCCAUGCCACAGGCCCAUUACUAUGAUAUCAAUUCUCAACUCAAAGUAAAAGUUGAGAUAGCGUUCCCACUGAAAGUUAAGAAUGACGCCUGUGAACUGGAGUCCUAUGAUGGGCCAUUUGGGCGCAUCAUCUACCUCUUUGAUUACAACAACUUCUCUGUUAUGACCAAACUGAGAUCAGAGAUCCUCAGAAUCAAUGCAUCAGCCUUCCAUCUGGGAUCACGCUCACUGGAAAAUAUAGAGAGAGCUCUAUCAAAUUACAUAAUGAAUUUCAAGCAUGAUGAGAACAAGGAUCUGGAUUUUGUUACAGGAUUCCAUGUGCUAGAUAAGAGGACACACAUCUUUGUUCUUGAAGGGCUGAAACAUAAAGCAGUGAGGAGACUUUGGGAGGCCUGUUCCUAUGAACAAGCCUCGGUUUCUUCAAAGCGCAUCUAUGACUCAUUAGAUGUGGGUUUGAGUCCUAUCCACCUUUAUGAGUCACUGCAGACCAUCAUGAAACAGCCUCUGGUCUACAUUAGAGGCACAGUCCCCCAACCCUGCUUCCAGGCUUUGUCAAGGUUGAGCCAACUGUGUCAAGUGAGGCAACUCAACGAUGUGGUACAUUACAACCUCUUCCCCUCAGCUGACAUGAUUCUCAGCAUGAGCAAGGAAUAUGGCACAUAUGCUGAGCCGUGGAGGCAAAAAGCCAGCACAAACACUGAGAUGAUCUUGCCCACUCUGCCUGUCAGGAUGAAAAGACAUGCACCGCUUGACACACACAACAGAGAAUAUGUCAGAUGGAAACACAACAGCCAGCAGAUGAUAUUCCAACACUUCAGAGACUUUAUUCAGGAAAAUAUUCAGAAGGUACAAGAGGACAGUAAACAGUUGCAGAGGCCAAAGGCUGCUGUAUUAAGAGUAGACCAGGAUCCAACCAGGCCAGCACACAACUACAGCAUCCAGACCUUCAACUCAAACGAGCAAACCAAGGAGCUGCUCUGCAAAGAGAUGGCUAAGGUACCUGGACAAAGGUUCACCUACAGCCAGCAAUACCACAGUGCUACAGUGGAGAUUGGAGACAUGACUUCUAAAAAUGACUCCAGCUCUGCUGCUGCCUCUAUUUGGUUCACAAGUUUAAGCAGUGCCAAGUCCAGAGUGCACCCCAAAUACCCAGAUGAAGCCCGUGUGGAAGAGCUGAGAAAGCCAUGGAGAGAGAACAUCCUACAUGCCAACACACUGAAACCCACACUUUCACGGGACAUAUGGGUAUGGAAUCGUCGUUAUGAGGACUUUCAGCUCUACUGCAAACCUCCCCAUUUCUUCAGCACACCUCCUGUCACCAUUCACCUGGCUGGAGACUCUCUACAGCAGGAACAGCUUGAAGCAGCCAGAGCUCAGCACACUCGCUGGCUGAAGAAGCUGCUUCCUGGCAGCAGCACCAACCGACCAGACAACGGCCCCAUCUCAGAGUUCAAGUGUCACAUGGGAGGAAACUCAGAGACAAUUCAGGAUAUACUGAAAGAUGAGCCAAAGAAAUAUUCACUGAGGAAGCCAGGCCUGAUGCUGAAGCCUUUGCCUCAACUAUCUGUGAUGAGCUUUCUUGACAACAAGGCAGAAGCUCUGGCUCCUGGCCCCUGUAUGGACCACAGCCUCAGCAGCAAAAACAACACCAUCCCCAGACAUAUCUCUCUUUACAACAAGGACCACUACAUUGGAUUUGGAAAGCAGCAUUCCUUCCUGUACAAGCGGACUUCCCUGCCUCUAACAGACAAGGACAAGAGUAUCUUCACUUUUCAAAAGUAUGCACCUAAAAUGAAGACACAUACAUGAGCUAUUAAGG